This is a messenger RNA of Sturnus vulgaris (Common starling), 3055 nucleotides long. NCBI's taxonomy places the organism in Eukaryota, Metazoa, Chordata, Aves, Passeriformes, Sturnidae. The record is from RefSeq and is a predicted model, not a curated record.
AUGAAAGGUAUUUUAGGAAAGACUGGAUUAGUCCCACCUCAGGCAAAGACAGACCCAUCCGUGGGGUUGACUUUGCUCAAGGACCUGGUUAUACUUGCUCGAAAAGGUCAUGAAAAAGACACUGAGGAAGACGCUAAGCCUUCAGCCAAAGACGACCGAAAGAGGGCAAACGACGCCCUAGCAACAGCGGGCGCCUGCGCAGAAGACGGCCAUCAACGUGAAAUCAAGGAAACGAAAGAAGGAGGGAGUUAUCAGGAAAACGAAAACUCAGACUACCAUAAUUUCUCGUGGAUUUAUAACAUCACCCAGCCAGCUCUUAAUCCAGCGAAGGGUACACCUAUCCAAGCCGUGGGCUGCCAGUUUUUCCAGGAGAUUACCGCGAAGAACGGCGGCGAAGGCUUUGUGCAGCCCGUGCACACAGCCUCUCCAGGGGACUACUGCGGGGAACGGCGGCACAGGCUUCGCGCAGCCCCGGCACACAGCUCCGCCCGGCGCUGCUCCGGCAGCGCCGCUCGCCCGCCGGGGCCCCGCUGCUCCAGAGAACGGGAAGCGGAAGGGACAGCACCGGGGCGGAGCAGGCCGGGGAGGACCGGGGCCAUGGACUGGUCGCUGCUGUCUGCCGCCUGGUCCCUGCUGGGCGCUGCCUGGUCCCUGUUGGCCGCUGUCUGGUCCCUGCUGCUUGCCGUCUGGUCCCUGGUGGCCACAGCCUGGUCCCUGCUGGUCACCUCCUGGUCCCUGCUGACCGCGGCGUGGUCCGUGCUGACCAUCGCCUGGUCCCUCCUGGCCUCCGUCUUCCUGGGGGCGCUGAUGCUGCAGCAGGACCCUGGGACGCGGCGCGGUGGCUGCGACUCGGUUAUCACCAUCUUCUUGCGGGAUCUCGUCCGGUACGGGAAGACGAAGCGCGGGUCCGAGCAGCUCCCGGAGUGGCUGCAGGUGCCCAAGAGGUGGUUUACUCACUUUUAUGUGGUUUCUGUGCUCUGGAAUGGUUUCCUGCUGAUCUGUCUUUUCCGAGCUGAGUUCCUUGGAGAGUCACUCCCAUCAUGGAUUCAGAACAUGCAGCAUGCUCUUGGCAGAGAUUCUCAGAGCAAGGACACGGAUAGUGAGCACUUCUCUGCGCUCCUGGUUCUCUUGCUCCUUUGGCUUCAUAGCUGUCGAAGACUUGCAGAAUGCCUCUGGACCAGUGUGUUUUCUAAUGGUGUCAUUCAUAUCGUGCAGUAUUGCUUUGGACUUGGUUACUACAUUGCUGUUGGCUCAACUGUACUGUGUCAAGUACCUACUAAUGUCAGGAAUGGAAAAAAGCUUUCUGUGCAGAUCUGCUGGUAUCACAUUAUAGGAGUUAUGAUGUACAUUUGGGCCUCUCUUCACCAACAUAGAUGCCUUGCAAUUCUAGCUAAUCUUAGAAAAAGCAGAUCAGGAAAGGUUGUAAGUCUGAACUACAGUGUACCUUUUGGAGACUGGUUUGAGAGCGUUUCUUGUCCUCAUUAUUUUGCAGAGCUCCUCAUAUAUAUUUCUAUGGCCAUCACACUUGGAAUUCACAAUGUCACAUGGUGGUGUGUAGUUAUGUAUGUUCUUUUUAACCAGGCACUGGCUGCUGCUUUGUGUCAUGAGUUUUAUCGGAAAAACUUCAGCUCCUACCCAAAACAUCGAAAAGCAUUUAUACCACUUGUUUUUUAGAGAAUUUUUUCUAAAGUAUCUUCAUGCAAACUGGGAAUAUAAGAGAUUUAUGGUUUAUUAAAACCAAGGUAAAAUCACACAUUUUCUCUAAUUCUAACUCAAAAGCUCAUAAUUUUAAUGAUAAUCUCGUCCAUGUAGCCAAUUUGUGAGGAAAUGCCAGGUCUCUGCAUAUUAUGCAAGCUAAAAAAGAGAUGCUAAUUGUGUCUUUUCUCUUUUAUAAUUAUAUCUUAUGCCUAAAACACAUACAGCAAGUCCAAAUUCAUACAUGUGAAAACUAUUGAAAGGAAGGAAUCAUUUGAAUUACUGAAUUACAUGCCUUGACUAAUAUUUAAGCAUAUUUCUUUCCAAGUCUCUUUCCUUUGAGUCACUUCAGAGGAAGACAAAUUGUGUAUGUUUCUGUGCUUUCCUGGUCACAAUGAAAAUCAGCCACCGCUUUACAACUGUAAGCACAAAAAGUGAUGGAGAAAGCUGCGGUGGAGGAGUGACUCAUGCUCAGCAGUGGUGAUAAACAGAGCCAUUCGCUGCAUCGUCUCUUCUGCACCAAAGUGGUUUUGUUCAUUGAUGAAGACUGCUUUAUCCAUAAACUGGGAAGACAGUGGAAGGUUCUCUGACUAAAAAGACAGUAGAAGAGAAUUUGCAGAAAAUUAAUGUUCUUUGUUGUGGUUCUGUUGUCUUUAUAGUGGAUUCUUGGAGUCACUCGUGUGUUAGAGGGGACAGCUGUGCAGGAUGACCAUGACCACAACUACACUGUUUUUUAACAGAUAAAAUGACAUGACAAGGCAGAGCACACACAGAAAACAGUACCUGAACAGGUAUUGCAAAGAAAUUCUUUACAUGGGAAAAGAUGAUGUCGUUCAGCUCAGAGACUUUUUUUGCACUUAACUAUUGAAUAUUUUGGGUCUUCUCACAAUACUGGUGUAAAUGAUCAGUUUGUGUGAUACCGAUGAUUGAGAGAGAGACAGAGACUACUGAUUUGUGAUCAGAAUCCAAAUUUUACUGUGAGGUACAUAUGUUUAUAUACGUUUUCAGGAAGGCUAGUAUUUUUUUACUACAUUCAUUGGGUUAAACAUCACACAGACAAACUUUACAUUUCUCCUUAGUUAAAUCUUCUUUCCUGUCAGCCAGUCUUGAUCCAAUCUUCUUGUAAUCUUCAAAGCUCUGUUGGCUCUUGCCAAGGCAUCUUGGUUAUCAAACUGUAUAUGCUAAUUAAAUCUACAGUGCUCUCAGUCUCAGUUACCACAGUGUGAUGAAGUGCUAGUGUUUCAGCACGUUGUCCAUUUACAUGCAUACAUUAUUUUGUAUAUAAGAAGUACUUUUUUUACACUGUGUAAUUCAUAAGUAUAUCUUAUUAAUUGCCUAAUUAAAAGCUUGUUACACUCUG